CGAGGCUGUGGUAGGCAGCCCGUUACCGUAAUCCUUGAUGAAAAUGGAUCAGUGAGGCGCCGUUUAAGUAAAGAAAAAAACUACAGUAAUCGGCUGAAAUAGUUCAGCCGACCUACUCACCCAAGCCGUUUAAGUGUACGCGAGAGUGCUGAAAGUACCCGUGUGAUCAGCGCUAUAUUUGGACAAGGCUUACGUCGUACGAUAUGUCGUAGUAAACAUAAACCACGUUUCUCGGCAUGCACCAACACGACUGCGUGUUUUAAACGUCCCACACACGUGUGCUGAAAGAAGUGUGCGUUUUUUGUACAGUGGCUGCCAGGUGGUUAGGUGUUAACACUAUUUGCAUGCAAUGAUGCGUUACAGAAAUUCGAAAAAUGUGGAGCUAGUGGAUGAACAGUAGUUACUUUUAUCAGAGCGAAAUUGUGAUACAUUGUAGCAGCAUCGGUAAUAACAGUGCGGUGCAUUUUUUCCCAAUGCUGGCCAUUGCGAGACUGCUGAGUGAUAGAUGAUCACUGUGAAGAUGCAGUGGUACAUAUACGUAAAAAUAAUGAAAAUGAUUGUCAUAACAUCAGAUGUUUGCGAUGUCUGACAUUAAAGAAAAAGAUAAAGAGGAGACAGAAAAUACAAAGGAAGAAAGUGACAGUGCAAAUUCUGAAACAUUUGCUGCCUCCUUAACGGACAAAGAUAUGAAUCACGCAGCUGGGCAAGUCAUGGCCCCAGACAGACGUUACACAGUACAGGAAGAGACUACAACAGUCCACAUACCUAUGUUCCGUCCCAGCCUAGCUUUCCUAGAAAUUCUUCGAGAGGUUGGUGCACAGAGUGAAGUCUUUACCAUUAAAGAGAUUGUCCACCAUGUUAAAGAUUACAUCAUCAAGCAUCAACUGUUUGACAAGGCAGAUCCAAGUAUUGUCCACUGUGGCCAGGACAAGCUAGGCAUGGUCUUCCGGGUUAGCAGCUUCACAGUGAAUGAUGCAGUGGGCCUUUUCUUAAAAAAUUCAGCACCUGUGCCAGACACCUGCGUAAGAAUAAGGAGGCAGCUAGUAAAGCGUGCAAUAAACCCUAGUGCAGCGCCUGGUCUCAGCAAUGCCUCAACCACUGACAGCAACACUGUGAAGAGUUCACCUGUAAUUGAAACUGGAGUGAAACAAAAGGCCAGUUCAACAGUAACUUCAGGACACUGCCCUGUCAUAACAAGCACAACUUUCCCGGAAAUCUCUUACUAUAAUAGUCCUAGCGAAAGCAACAAAGAAAACUGUUCAACUAGUAGCCAUCAUCAAGGAAAAAGACCCUCAGAAUCUACAUCUCCACUCAAUAACAAGAAGCGCCAUCACAGCAGCACAUCAUUGAAUAUAUCAUAUUCUGACGAGGUAGAUGGAGACUCAUCUUGUUGCUUCCAAGUCAAUAUGGAAACCAAAACAAGAGUUGGUGAUGAUCUACAGCAGGAAUAUUCCCAACCAAACAUUGAGGAGGACUCAUUUUCAGUACAGUAUGAUUCAGAUGAAUUUUCACUUGAAUAUGAAGUUGAAUCAAGUGAUCAUCGCUCCGAGUCUGACAUCAGUUCGCGUGAAUCUGGAAAAGACAUAGUCGUGGUGUGCAAAGAGAGUGAUGUGGAAUUCUGGGCAGACUACAGUGACACAGAGGACAGCACAGACAACGAGCUGUCAACUGCUGACCUGUGGGUUUGUGACAUGUGUCAGACCCAAAAUAUUCCCUACCAUGGCCACUGCAGCAAGUGUUGGAAUCUAAGACCUGGCUGGUUUAAAGAUAAGCAUAUGGGGCCAUCUGGAUCAGUUCUUCCUUCUUCCAGCAGAUUACAACAUUGGGCUGUCUCAUCAGAGAGCACUGAUGAGACCACACCAGGGACCAGCGGUCACUUCAUUUCACGAAGUACAGGGGGAGGAGGGAAAAAGAGAAGGAUUGUGAGAGUGAUCUCAGCAUCCUCAUCCGGACAAAAUUCAGACUCCCUGCUGUCUGAUGAGAACUUUCCAGACACAUUCACUUGCAAAAACUCACAGGAACAUCAAAGGGAUUCUGGUUUGAGCAGUGUACCAUUGACAUCAACCCAAGAGGACAAAAAUCAACAAAAUCCUAGUGGAAGUAAGGGGGAGGCGGUGAACAAGGGUAAGGAGCAGGGAAAAUGGCACAGGGGACUGGGUAUUGAUCUGGAUGCAGUGGCACCUGCUAGUGAUGUGUGUGUGGUGUGUGCAUCACGGCCAAAGACAGGUAGUAUCAUUCAUGGCAACUCUGGCCACCAGGUUUGCUGCUAUAGGUGUGCAAAGCGUCUCAAGCGAAAGGGUUUGCUCUGUCCAGUUUGCCGCAGACCAAUACAAAAGGUGAUUAAAAAUUUUAUCCUUUGAAUGUUGGCUUUACAGCAUAUCAGUCUCUUUUACCUGGCUGUGGUGACAAGUAUGUUGGGGUAGACAAGAAGUUUGCGUUUAGUUGUUGUUGAUAGGCAUGAGUGAAAGAAUUAAAACAGAUGAAUAGCAAAGUGUUUCAGAUACAUACUCCUGCGUGGGCAUCUUGUGUUGAAAAUGUGUGAUGUGUGCAUAGUUAAGACACCAAACCGUGUAUUGUGCAACUUUAAGGAUUUGUAUGAAACAACUGCCAUCCAUACGUAUGAUCUGCUCUUUUCAAGCAUGUGCAUACUACUGACUCAUCACAAAGGCCGAUUAUUACUAUUGUAAGCAUUACGAAGUCUUUCUAGGAACUUUUAACGUAAGCAUGUGUGUGAAAAAAAGUAUGUCGAAAUGUUGCUUUUCAAAUCACUCAAAUAUAAGCGCCAGCCUUUUUUCUUUUCAUUUUUUUUAAUAAUAAGCAGUUUUCAUAUGCAUUUCAUUUUUUUCUUAUUCUGUACAGAAAAAGGCCCUUAAUGUUUGCAUGUGAUUAAAGUCACAGUGUGUUAAGGAACCAUUGGCUGAAACAGAUCUGGUUAGCAUUUCUCUUAAGUUUUAGCACACACAAAAAAAAAAAGUGCAAAAAGAUGUGGAGAGGUGCCUGCAUUUAAUGUUUGUGUGUGAACAUAAGAAUGCCUACAUCAAUAUAUUGUGCAAUGUAUUUCAAUAAAUUUGAGAUGCCUCCAUUGAUAUCACUAAAGAAUUUUGUGGUCAAAA
Pomacea canaliculata is the source of this 3113-nucleotide messenger RNA. Its product is annotated as E3 ubiquitin-protein ligase Mdm2-like. Gene Ontology annotation, biological process: negative regulation of apoptotic process; regulation of cell cycle. Gene Ontology annotation, cellular component: nucleus. The record is from RefSeq and is a predicted model, not a curated record. The transcript is spliced from 11 exons. Lineage: Eukaryota; Metazoa; Mollusca; Gastropoda; Architaenioglossa; Ampullariidae. The coding region runs from base 573 to 2360 and encodes 595 amino acids.